This is a messenger RNA of Cylas formicarius (sweet potato weevil), 2379 nucleotides long. RefSeq lists its product as uncharacterized. Gene Ontology annotation, cellular component: plasma membrane. The record is from RefSeq and is a predicted model, not a curated record. Lineage: Eukaryota; Metazoa; Arthropoda; Insecta; Coleoptera; Brentidae. Gene Ontology annotation, biological process: sensory perception of smell; detection of chemical stimulus involved in sensory perception of smell. The transcript is spliced from 13 exons. Gene Ontology annotation, molecular function: odorant binding; olfactory receptor activity. The coding region runs from base 30 to 2309 and encodes 759 amino acids.
GCCUUCAUUGCAAAUUGGUUAUUGCGAAUAUGAACCUCGGCCCGCAAUAUUUCAGGUAUAUCAAGUGGCUGAUGGUUGUUGCUGGGAUUUGGAGAAUUGAUAUUGAAGAAUUUUCAACGGUAAAAAAAAAACUCUACCACUUUUACUCAGUACUGAUACAAGUAGUAUGUUCGUCUCCGAUGUUAUCGUUCAUGUUUAGUGUACCGACUUUACUCCAAAGAGAUACGGCAGCAGCAAUAAGUAGCAUCGGAAUCAUCAUAAUAUUUGUGAUGAUAGUAUCGAAAAUGCUUAUGUGUCAGUCGAGACCCAUCAUCAGGCUUUUGCGUCUCGCCUUGCAGCCCGACUUUCAGAUAACUUCUCCUAUUAAUGACGAUGUACGGGCGAUCUGCGAUUGGCAUAUCAACUUCGACAACAAAUUGAUCUCGCUGCUGGUCGGCUCAGCGACGUUGGUGGGCUUUUGCAUACCCAUAUUUGGUGACGUCAAUUGCUAUAUUUACUACAAGCAGCACAGGGGAACGAACAUAACAGAGAAGCCAGUGCUGUUGCAUUAUUGGUAUCCGUUUGACAAGAACAAGUACUACACUUUCAUCUUGAUUGACCAGAAUAUUCGGCCAGUGAUUGCGAGCAUAAGCAUCGCCAUCAUCGGUGCCUUUGUUAACUCUAUUAUCAUUUUCGUUAGGCUUCAACUCAAACUGCUGCAGUACAGUUUCAAGAAUUUCGAUGUAAUGAAUUCGGAAGGUGCGCACAUGCUGAAGACGUUUUGCUUUAAACAUCAAGAAUUAAUUAAGUACGUCGAAGACCUGAACGAAUCCUUCAAAACUGUAAUAUUUUUAGAGUUUUUGGUGUCUUCGAUCUCAUUCGCAUCUCAAAUUUUUCAAAUAACUUUGGGAGUCAGACCGUUUUUUGCUACCAUAAUAUUGACUUAUACCAUUAUUCAGCUACUCACGUUCGCUUGGAGCACAAACGAAAUCAUUAUCCAGAGUUCAGAAUUGGCAAAAGCACUUUUCGAAAGCAACUGGUACGUUCAUGAUUCACAGACGAAGACCAUGGUGCACAUCAUGAUGAUGAGAUGCCAGAAACCUGUUUGUUUGAGGAACGGCAGAUUUGGCGUGAUGGAUUUAGACGUAGGCAUAUCGAACAUGAGUCACGCCAGAUUCACUCAGCGAUACUUUAGAUACGUAAAGUGGCUCAUGAUCGUUGCCGGCAUAUGGAGAAUUACGAUCGAAGAAUUUUCAGCACCAAAGAGAAAGUUAUACCAUUGCUAUACCAUUCUUAUUCAGAUGGUUUUUUCCUCGCCGUUGAUUUCCUACAUCUUAAAUGUUCCUAUUUUGUUAAAAACGGACAUGCCAGCAGCAAUAAGUACUUUGGGUUUCAUUACAUUCUUUGGGGUGAUACUCACCAAAAUGUUCAUGUGCCAGUCGAAACCCAUCAUCAGACUACUUCAGCUUGCCUUGCAGUCGGAAUAUCAAACCGGAGGACCCAUUAACACAGAAACAAAAGCGAUAUACGAAUAUCACAUAAGAUUUGAUAACUACGUGAUCUCGAUCCUUUUCUUUGGUGCCGUAUUAAUGGGACUCUGCAACGACGUAUUUGGUGACAUCGAUUGCUACAUGUAUUUUCAGCAACAUAGAGGUACAAAUAUAACAGACAAGCUGCUGCCUCUUAAUUAUUGGUACCCAUUUGACAAGAAUAAACACUAUGCUUUGGUUCUAUUAGACCAAAAUGUUCGUGCCAUGCUAGCUUGUUUAGUGACGGCUAUAGUGAACGCAUUCGUCAAUUGUAUCUUCAUUUAUGUGAGACUCCAGCUGACAUUGUUGCAGUACAAUUUUAGAAGCUUCCGGGAAUUGAACAGCUCAGAAGGUUCGAAAAUGCUCAAGAAGUUGUGCGUUAAGCAUCAAGACCUUAUAAGAUACGUCCAAGACCUAAGUGGGUCUUUCAGAACUAUCAUAUUUUUGGAGUACAUGCUUUCUUCCCUUUCACUGGGAUCACAGAUUCUACAAAUUACCUUGGGUAUCCGACCGUUUUUUAUGUUCAUAAUGUUGACUUACACUGUCAUACAACUGCUUAUAUUCUCAUGGACGUCCAACGAGAUUAUAAUUCAGAGUUUAGAGUUGUCCAGAGCCCUCUUCGAAAGCGACUGGUACCAGUUCAACUCUAAAACUAAAGUUGAUGUACACGUGAUAAUGAUGAGAUGCCAGAAACCGCUCGGCCUAAGGAUUGGCCACUUUGGAGUUAUGGAUUUGAAUGUUGGACUAUCGAGGCUCAAAUUGGCGUAUUCGUACGCAUCAAUUAUGACCAGCGGAGUUUGACAUAGCAUACAUAUGCAUAGCUUAUGUUAUGUUAAUUUAAAUUUUUAAAUAAUCUUAAAGUUUAUAUGCA